AUGCCCGGGGCGAUCACGGCCAUGAGCCGCAUCGCUACGCUCGGUUACGAGCUGGCGAUGGCCACGAACCAAGACGGAUUGGGAACGGCGAGUUUCCCCGAAGCGACGUUCUGGCCGGCGCACAACCUGAUGCUCAAAACGUUCGAAGGCGAGGGCGUUCGCUUCGACGACAUCCUGAUCGACCGUUCGAUGCCCGCCGACAACGCCCCGACGCGCAAACCGCUGACCGGGAUGUUCGGCAAAUAUCUCGGCGGAGACUACGACCUGAAAAAUUCGCUGGGGCCUGCGGAGCACUGCGUGCUGAUCACCGACGACUGGAACCGCGUCUGGCAAUUCCUGCGCGCCGGCGAACGCACCGCCGAAAUCGCCCGUAAGACGCGCGAGACGGAUAUCCGCGUGGCGAUCGACCUGGACGGCAGCGGGUCGUCGCACAUCGACACCGGACUGAAAUUUUUCGAUCACAUGCUCGAACAGAUCGUGCACCAUGCCGGAGUAUCGCUGAUCGUCGAGGUCAAAGGCGACCUUGAAGUGGACGAACACCAUACGAUCGAAGAUACGGCCAUCGUGCUCGGCGAAGCGGUUUACCAGGCGCUCGGAUCGAAACUCGGCAUCGAACGCUACGGUUUCUGCCUGCCGAUGGACGAAUGCCGGGCCAGCGUGCUGAUCGACUUCGGCGGCCGGAUCGACUUCGACUGGAACGUCCCGUUCCGCCGCGAGCGCAUCGGCGACGUGCCGACCGAAAUGUUCCGCCAUUUCUUCAAGAGCUUCGCCGACGCCGCGCGCUGCAACCUGCACAUCGCGGCCGAAGGCGAAAACGAGCACCACAAAAUCGAGGGCGUGUUCAAGGCCUUCUCUCGCGCGCUGCGGAUGGCCAUCGCCCGCAACGGCUUCAAAUUUGAAUUGCCAAGCAGUAAAGGAGUAUUAUGA
Messenger RNA from Mycena citricolor, 927 nucleotides. NCBI's taxonomy places the organism in Eukaryota, Fungi, Basidiomycota, Agaricomycetes, Agaricales, Mycenaceae. The record is from the annotation of a GenBank genome assembly.